CGUCCCCAUAUUUAAACUCGGCUGCCCAUUUAGUCUCGUCUUCGGCACUCGCCGCGUGUCACGCUCGACUCCAUCGCCAGCGGAACGCUUCGCUUCCUCUCUCCGAUUGCGUCUUCUCAAAAUUCCCAUUCCACUCCCAUUUUUCAACAACACAAAUUAUAUUAGAUUAGAUUAGAUUAGAUUGGAUUAGAUUGGAUUGUUGUUUCUCUGUUUUUGCUCUUCAAUUUUUUCAUUCUAAAAUUGAAAUCCGUCCUUCUCGCUGCCUUCGGAGAUCUCUCUCUCUCUCUCUCUCUGUAGCGAUGGCCAUCGGUUGGGGCACCUUCAAUAUAAGAGGUAAUUAGCCAACCGCCUUGUUCGCAUCUCACGCGAACCUCGCAUCGCCUGGUUUUGGUUUUGGUUUUCACUCUAAUAUUCUAAAUCUUCUGUUUCCACCAACAAUUUGGAUCAAUGAAACGUCCGGCCGACGUCACUAUCACUGCCACCGCCACCUGUUCGCCGCCACCGUCAUCUUUAGAUCCCUCUGUUUGAUCCUUCUUGUGUGCUGUUGUUUUUUGUUUUUCUCUUUUUUUUUGCAAUUCCCUAUGCAUUCUUUCUGCUGCGUCUCAACUGUCUCCGACAACUCUCCUUCCUCCAAGCAAUCGCCGUAUCCGAUGCCGGAGCUCCACAUAUCACCGGCCUCCCCCGCGGUUUCCCUCGCAUCCAGAUCCGAUCCGGCCAAUCGAAUUUCUCAUAAUCGGAGUCUCAGUAGUAGCGAUGCCGGACGCCUUAGCCAGCGGAGCAUUUUUGCAGCUGAGAUGGUUGGGCGACAUUCGUCCGCUAGGGAGCCUCCCGUUGACGUCAAGAUCAACGAUAUCGUUGGGAACGGUAUCUGUGGUAUACUCUACAAGUGGGUGAAUUACGGUAAAGGUUGGCGUCCACGUUGGUUCGUGCUUCAGGAUGGCGUUUUAUCAUACUAUAAGAUUCAUGGACCCGACAAGAUCGUCGUCAAUGAGGAAACAGAGAAGGGAUGCAAGAUCAUCGGCGAGGUGUCGAUGCGGAGGAUUUCGAGGCAUAAGAAUGGGUUGUCUAAUCACCACCACCUGCCCCCACUCAGGCGCAAGCCAUUUGGGGAAGUUCAUCUCAAGGUUUCUUCAAUUCGUGAAAGCCGAUCAGAUGAUAAGAGGUUUUCCAUAUUCACUGGGACAAAGAGACUUCACUUGCGGGCGGAGACCCGUGAGGAUCGUGUGGCAUGGAUGGAGGCAUUGCAGGCAGUGAAAGAAUUAUUCCCGAGGAUGUCAAACAGUGAACUCAUGGCACCUAUGGACUACUUGUCUGUGUCAACAGAGAAGCUUAGAAAGCGGCUUGCAGAAGAGGGCGUCAGUGAAACAGCCAUUCAGGACACUGAAAAUAUUAUGAAGAGUGAGUUUGCUGCAUUGCAAGACAAGCUCGUGUUGCUUAGGCAGAAGCAGUGGCAACUUAUCGACACACUGCGGCAUUUAGAGACAGAAAAAGUUGACUUGGAGAACACAGUAGUUGAUGAGAGCCAGAGACAGUCAAAUGAUCCUCGGGCUCUGUCUGGUAUGCUGGAAAAGUAUAGUGAUGCAAGUGCAAGUGUAACUGAAUCUGAUGAUGAUAAUGAGAGAGUAGAUGCUGCAGAGGAAGAAACAGACGAUGAAGAAAAUACUUUUUUCGACACUCGAGAUUUUUUAUCAUCAAGUUCAUUCAAAAGUAAUGGAUCCGAUUACAGGAUAUCAUCUUUUUCUUCUGAUGAUGAAAGGCUUUCUGCAGUUGAUACCGAGGAUGAAGUGGAUCCAUCAAUUAGAUCUGUUGGAACUAAUUAUCCUUAUGUUAAGCGGCGCAAGAAAUUACCUGAUCCAGUUGAAAAGGAGAAGAGUGUCAGUCUUUGGUCAAUGAUUAAAGACAACAUUGGAAAAGAUCUCACUAAAAUUUGUCUACCUGUUUUCUUCAAUGAGCCUCUUUCUUCCCUGCAAAAGUGUUUUGAAGAUUUAGAGUAUUCAUACCUCAUUGAUCGGGCAUACGAAUAUGGUAGAAGGGGUGAUAGCCUCAUGAGGAUUCUUAACGUAGCUGCAUUUGCUGUAUCUGGGUAUGCUUCAACAGAAGGAAGAAUUUGCAAACCAUUUAACCCACUGUUAGGGGAAACUUAUGAGGCUGACUAUCCAGAUAAAGGCCUCAAGUUUUUCUCGGAGAAGGUUAGCCAUCAUCCAAUGGUAGUUGCAUGCCACUGUGAGGGUAAAGGGUGGAGAUUUUGGGGGGAUAGCAAUUUGAAGAGCAAAUUUUGGGGUCGUUCAAUUCAGCUUGAUCCUGUUGGUAUAUUGACUUUAGAAUUUGAUGAUGGAGAAGUCUAUCAAUGGAGUAAGGUGACAACGUCAAUUUACAACCUGAUACUGGGAAAGCUGUACUGUGAUCAUUAUGGUACGAUGCGUCUACAGGGAAAUCGUGAAUACUCGUGUAGGCUCAAAUUCAAGGAGCAGUCCAUUAUUGACCGGAAUCCACACCAGGUACAUGGUAUAGUUCAAGAUAGAACUGGAAAGACAGUUGCUACAUUAUUUGGAAAAUGGGAUGAGAGUAUGCAUUAUGCGAAUGGGGACUGUUCUAGGAAGGGAAAAGGAUCAGAUUCUGUAUCUGAAGCCCGCUUACUGUGGAAACGAAGCAAGCCACCAAAAUUUUCUACUAGAUAUAACUUCACGAGCUUUGCUACGACUUUGAAUGAGCUGACCCCAGGCUUGAAGGAAAAAUUACCUCCUACAGAUUCGAGGCUCAGACCUGAUCAGAGGUAUUUAGAAAAUGGAGAGUACGAAAUGGCUAAUUCAGAAAAGUUGCGAUUGGAGCAGCGCCAACGGCAGGCUCGGAAUAUGCAAGAACGAGGUUGGAAACCAAGAUGGUUCACAAUGGAUAAGGGAAGCGAUACGUAUCGCUACAUUGGCGGGUAUUGGGAAGCCAGAGAGCAGGGAAAAUGGGACUCAUGCCCUGAUAUAUUCGGUCAGAUCCCUACUGAUCAGCAACUCGAGUGAGUUGAACAGUUUUUUUGGUUUUUUUGGUUUUCUUUUUUUCUUCUUUUGUUAAUUCUUUUUUCAAAUAUUUUUACCGGAUGAGUAGCCAAUAGCAUGCUCAUUCGAGUGGUUAUAGUAUAGCAACUGCCACUCGAUGUGGUUCCAAGUUAAAUUAGAUUGAAGAUGCUGGGCAGCCAAAAACGAAAUUAGAAAAGAAGAAAAAAAAAGAGAGAGAGCAGCAGAAAUUUGUCAAAGGAUCUGGCUGGCAUCUCACGUGUUCUUGUUAGAUCAUUUUGGCUUGCAGCCAUUAGGUGGAAACGUAUCUUUUUCACAGCAAAGUGUUGAAUGAAAUCAUUUGUAGAAUUAUUCGGGUACAUAUAUAUAUAUAUAUAUAUCUCUCUUUAAUGACUUA
Molecule: messenger RNA, 3402 nt
Organism: Momordica charantia (bitter melon)
Lineage: Eukaryota; Viridiplantae; Streptophyta; Magnoliopsida; Cucurbitales; Cucurbitaceae
Product: Pleckstrin homology (PH) domain superfamily protein
Cellular component (GO): cytosol; membrane
Molecular function (GO): sterol binding
Source: RefSeq, a predicted model, not a curated record